AAGCACCAAUUUCAUUUCUGUUCAACUUGAUGCUAUUUCAAGGCAGUGUCCUUCAUGAACAAGACCAAGAGAGCCCUUACGCUUUUGCUAAGGCUCCUAGCCUUUGGAGCAACUAUAGCAGCAGCCAUUGUUAUGGUGACAAGCCAUGAAUCUACUGAGAUCCUGAACCUAACUUUCACCGCAAAAUAUAGCGACGAGCCAGUAUUCAAGUACUUUGUGAUAGCAGAAGCCAUAGCAAGUGGAUACAGCCUCAUCAUUGUUCUCUUCACAUGUUUCCAAAAUUCACUUUGGCGUUUGAUUGUGAUCUUGGAUGUGGUGAUGGCAAUGCUACUCAGUUCAAGCGUUUCAGCAGCACUUGCAAUAGCUCAGGUGGGGAAGAAAGGUAACAGCCAUGCCGGUUGGUUACCUAUUUGCGGACAAGUUCCUAAGUUUUGUGACCAUGUCUCUGGAGCACUCGUUGCUAGUUCUGCUGCAGCUAUAAUCUACUUCCUUCUUAUAUUAUUUUCUUCCCUUUACUCUACAGAAUGCACUCUUCCUGUGAAACCUGAAACAGAUCCAUCACAUGUUACCUAGUUGUUUUUACUCUUUUUUAAUUUUGUCUUGCAUCCUUGAUCCUUCACGUGUGCUAUAGUACUAGUCCCUUUAAAUCACUUGUAUUUGAUUUAUCCAAGUUAUAGACAAUCAAAAUGAUGACACUUAUGAAUAUUAAAUUUGG
Lotus japonicus is the source of this 715-nucleotide messenger RNA. RefSeq names its product CASP-like protein 1C1. The record is from RefSeq and is a predicted model, not a curated record. The transcript is spliced from 3 exons. Bases 55 to 573 code for a protein of 172 amino acids. NCBI's taxonomy places the organism in Eukaryota, Viridiplantae, Streptophyta, Magnoliopsida, Fabales, Fabaceae.